GAUGCAUGUCUAUUAGCGCUCUGCCGGUAAGAUCUUCCCACGCGGCAAGUUUUUCCCUGUCCAGGGCGGCCUACGCAGUAAGUACAUACCGUCGUCUGAGACGAGACACCCAGCAAGAUCUCGAUUUGAGUGUAACGGUGUGCAAUGGCAGCCAACUCAGAUUGGCCAAUGGUAAGCUUUGAGGAGCUGUGCACGGUUGACCACCAGUUAGUUAGCGCGUCAUCCCUGCACAGAAAUCCCCAAGCUUUCAGCCUCGCCCGCUUCUUUUUGUGGUGGUGCUGGCCUUCCAAGUCGGACCUCAGCGCCCAGAUAAUCCACAGAUCCAGCAGCCAUGUCCGACUCUGAGUCUGCGGACGGCAAGCCUCGAACCGAACCCCCUACGAAGCGCAGAAGGGUCCACGAUGACAGCGCCGACUCCACACCCGGCUACCGCUCACCAAACGAUGGUCGCGAUGGCCAUGAUCGGCGGCCCAGCUCUGCUAAACCCAAAGACGAACCCCCGCACAGCUUGUCGAUUCGGCGAGGCCGGCCAUCGAGCGCCUCGUCUCCAAGUAGGAGCCCCAACGUAAACGGGAGAACAGACCGCUACCGCAGCAGCACUCCCACCAGCUCACAAGUUCCAUCCCGGUCGCGGUCUAGAUCCCGAUCGCGACGGCGAGAAAGCAGGUCCUACACACACUCCCGCUCCCAAUCUAGGUCACGCUCCAGGUCACGCUCCAGACCCCGAUCGCACACCGACUCGGAACACUCCAGGUCACGGUCCCAAUCACAAUCCCGAUCCCGAUCCCGAUCCCGCAGAUCGCACUCGGCAGCCUCGUCCAACCCGCAGCGGCGCUCUCGCUCUCCCCGCUCCGCCGCCGCCGCCGCCACUCAGUGGCCGCUCCGGCCACGGCCGGCCUACCGGCCUCGGCUGGAGCUGCGCGGGCACUCAGCGGGGGUCAGCCAAGUGCGCAUCUCGCCGGACGGGCGGUGGAUCGCGUCCGCGUCGGCGGACGGCACUGUCAAGGUGUGGGACGCCGCGACGGGGGCGCACAUGGACACGCUGGUGGGCCACAUGGCUGGCGUGUCGUGCGUCGCCUGGGCGCCCGACAGCAACACGCUCGCCACGGGCAGCGACGACAAGGCCAUCCGCCUGUGGGACCGCGUCACCGCCAGCCCCGCCCACGCCUGCGGGGAGGCCGGGAGUCUGAGGGUCGAUCGCGGCGUCCGCGGGAGGGGGGGGGGUCGCGGUGGUAGGGGGGUCGGGGGAGGAGGAGGGGGUGCGAGGGGCGGGCGGACUGGUCGGGGCCCGUUGCUGGGCCACCACAAUUACGUGUACUGCCUUGCGUUCUCGCCCAAGGGGAAUAUCCUGGCCAGCGGGAGCUACGACGAGGCCGUCUUCUUGUGGGAUGUGCGGGCCGGGAGAUUGAUGAGGAGUCUGCCCGCUCAUAGCGAUCCGGUCAGCGGGAUCGAUUUCUGCAGAGACGGGACACUCGUCGUCAGCUGUUCUACGGAUGGGCUCAUCCGCAUCUGGGACACCUCGACAGGCCAAUGCCUCCGGACCCUCGUACACGAAGACAAUCCCGCGGUCGCAAAUGUCUGCUUCAGCCCCAACGGCCGCUUCGUCCUGGCCUUCAGCCUCGACAACUGCAUCCGCCUGUGGGACUACGUUUCCGGGUCGGUCAAGAAGACGUAUCAGGGCCAUAAGAACAAGGGCUUUUCCGUGGGAGGCUGCUUCGGCGAGUUGGCCGACGGCGACGGAAACUGCGGUUCCGGGAGCGGAGCGUUUAUUGCGUCGGCUAGUGAGGACGGAGAUAUCGUGUUGUGGGACGUCAAGAGCAAAGAGAUUGUCCAGCGGAUCGCGCGGGCACAUAAGGAGACAUGCUUGUGGGUCGAUGUCCACGGCGACACGAUGGUCAGUGCGGGGAAGGACGGCGUGAUUAGGGUCUUCAAGAACAAGGCCGCGAAGAAGAUGGUUGGAAACGGGGACGCUGUCAACGGGGCUGGUACGGCUACGGAUACGGAUACGGACCUAAAUGGUGCGAACAAGCCUGCCGAGGAGAGUGACACGCCCGACGUCCACGCGGCUGACGACGAGUUGCAGCGCCAUAUGGCGGCUGAGGAUACAUCGCAUAUCAAGCAGGAGGAUGUCAAGGUGGAGGAGCCGUGAUGACUUGACGAUCAACUUUGGCGGAUGCGAUGCACUGUACGCUGACUAUGAUAGCAUCAUGCUACUACUCGGAAAGGCGAAGCUUCUCGUUUGACUUGCGUCCUGCCACCUCUGUAGAUGGACCGGCUUAUUCACGAUGUGACAUAUGACGUCGUGGCCUGUUGAGUUUCUGUGACAUGGGCUACACGAAGCACGGCAUAGAAAAGCCGU
This is a messenger RNA of Phialemonium atrogriseum, 2359 nucleotides long. RefSeq names its product WD40-repeat-containing domain protein. The record is from RefSeq and is a predicted model, not a curated record. Gene Ontology annotation, cellular component: transcription factor TFIID complex. Lineage: Eukaryota; Fungi; Ascomycota; Sordariomycetes; Cephalothecales; Cephalothecaceae. The transcript has 2 exons. Gene Ontology annotation, biological process: transcription initiation at RNA polymerase II promoter. The coding region runs from base 332 to 2149 and encodes 605 amino acids. Gene Ontology annotation, molecular function: RNA polymerase II general transcription initiation factor activity; protein binding.